Messenger RNA from Mucor mucedo, 513 nucleotides. RefSeq names its product synaptobrevin-domain-containing protein. Bases 1 to 513 code for a protein of 170 amino acids. The transcript has 2 exons. Gene Ontology annotation, biological process: vesicle-mediated transport. The record is from RefSeq and is a predicted model, not a curated record. Lineage: Eukaryota; Fungi; Mucoromycota; Mucoromycetes; Mucorales; Mucoraceae. Gene Ontology annotation, cellular component: membrane.
AUGUGUAUGGCAGAUGAUUCCUUCGGUCGCCGUAUUCCUUUUAUUUUCCUCCAAGAUUUAAAGGAAAAGUUCUUGACAACCUAUGGUAAAAGCCGAGCCUUUGAGGCACCCCCUUAUGGAUUAAAUGAGUUUUCUCGUGUGAUUGAAAAGCAAAUGGAAUACUUUUCAACAAAUCCUAGUGCAGAUCGUUUGAAGCAGGUCCAUGGUGAAAUUGAACAAGUAAAAGAUGUCAUGGUUCAUAAUAUUGAGCGAGUGUUGGAAAGAGGUGAACGUAUUGAGUUGUUAGUUGAUAAGACCGAUAACUUGAAUCAACAAGCAUUUGCUUUUAAAAAGAGAAGUACUCAAUUGAAACGUGCAAUGUGGUGGAAGAACAGCAAGAUCAUGGCCAUGAUUGUCUUGGUCUGCUUCGUAAGUCGCAUGUUUAUUUUAUCGCCAAGUAUAACUCAUCUUCUUUCUCUGUUUAUGUUAGUUGAUUGCAUAUUUUGUUGCAGCUUCCGUAUGCGGUUUCCCUAG